AUGAUUCAAACAGUAGUUCAAGUAGCAAAUAUCGAUUUUGAAUAUAGAACACAAACGACUGUUAUUUCGAGAGAUGUCAAUAGUUUUAUGACCAACAAAUUUUUGAAGGAAUUCAAAGGAAGUGUCAUAAUCGAAGCUAAGGAUAAAUCUCCAAAGCAAGUUGUCUUGUUAUUAAAUUCAUAUGUAUCGUUCGUAAAGUUAUAUGGUAUGUUGAAACCAGAUUUAACGGGAAAAACAAUACUACAUAGCGGAGCAAAAUUUUUAAUAGUUUUAUUCUCGAAACCAAACCGACUGACACGAAUUUUCAGUCAUUUGUGGAACUAUUAUGCUGUCGAUGUAGUGGUUAUCGUCUAUAACAAAAUGGACAAGAUCGCCUUAUACACAUAUUUUCCAUAUAAAAACCCGUUGAGCUGCGAAAGUGUACGGCCUAGUUUAAUUGGACUCUGGGGAGAAACUGAUAUAGACCCAAAUGAUUUCUAUCCAGACAAAAUGUCUAACAUGAACGGUUGUCCUUUAUUCAUAUCAACAACUAAGGUCUACCAUCCAGCUACUGAAAGGAGAAUUCCGUUGCAAAUGAUAAAAAAAUCCAUGCAUCAUAUAUUGGGGGACAUAAUGAACUUCAGGCCCGUAAUAAGCAAUAAACAAUACAUAAGUAUAGACUCUGAUGGUGCUGUGAAUUGGACUAAAUCGCUCAAUGAUGUUAUCACUGGUGCGGCGAAUAUUUCCACUUCCACUGUCGCCCUUGGAUUCGAAAAGGCAAAUCUUCUUGAUUUUUCCGCACCCUAUUUUAGAAUACGCCUGGCUUGGAUCGCACCACCUACUACCACUGGAACCACGUUGUGGAAACUUCUAGCCCCGUUAAAUGGUUAUUUGUGGCUCGGUCUUCUUGUCGUUACUCUUUUUGUUAAUUUCGUUCCAUAUGGGAUGAGAUUUAAGCCCAUCAGAAAUUUUAGUUAUCAUUAUUUUAACGGUUUUAAAAAACUUAAUGGUGUUACAUUUAGAACCUGGGGUGUUUUGAUGGGUCAGCCUAUCCGCGUCACUCCCAGAAAGUAUAGAGAUUUCUAUAUCAUCGGUAUAUGGUUAUGGUUUACAUUUUUCGUCAGGAGUGCUUACCAGAGUGUUUUAAUAGGAGCGUUAAAAACAGAUACAAUUGUUGGCAAUUUUGCCAAUUUGCAAGAAGCUGUCGAUGAGGGGUUCACUUUUGGUGGAAGAUCAGGUAUUCUGGGUUAUUUCGAGCAUGAUCCAUUGUUUAGAGAAGGUUUUAAAGUUAUAACAGAUUCUGAUUAUGAACAGAUAUUCCGUGAUGUUUUAGAUUGCAAAAAGAAUUUCGUAAUAGCGACAUCGUUGGAAUAUGCUUGGACGUUAUGUGUAGCAGAAGCGAUCAGCGAAGAGCACUGUGGCUAUGUGUUGCCGGAUUCCAUUUUGAUGGUCCCUCUUGUUGUUUGGAUGCAAAAGAGUUCUCCUUUUAUGAGACCUCUAUCAGUGUGGUUACCGAGACUUCUAGAAAGUGGGUUAUUAAUUAAGGACGCAGAACAAAAGCCAUUGAAAGAUAUUAAAGCAUCUGAUACUUCUCCUCUUACUCAAAGACAAGCAAGUAGCUGCUUUAUUUUUCUUAUUCUCGGUUAUAUAUUAUCAGUGAUUGUUUUUGUUGUUGAGAUUUUAAUUGUUCGGUGGCGCUGA
Molecule: messenger RNA, 1680 nt
Organism: Pieris napi
Lineage: Eukaryota; Metazoa; Arthropoda; Insecta; Lepidoptera; Pieridae
Gene: Ir7g
Exons: 1
Coding region: 1-1680 (559 amino acids)
Source: RefSeq, a predicted model, not a curated record